This is a messenger RNA of Penicillium robsamsonii, 1230 nucleotides long. Its product is annotated as epoxide hydrolase family protein. NCBI's taxonomy places the organism in Eukaryota, Fungi, Ascomycota, Eurotiomycetes, Eurotiales, Aspergillaceae. Bases 1 to 1230 code for a protein of 409 amino acids. The record is from RefSeq and is a predicted model, not a curated record. Gene Ontology annotation, biological process: epoxide metabolic process. Gene Ontology annotation, molecular function: epoxide hydrolase activity. The transcript has 4 exons.
AUGACAGAUCAACCGAAACCGUACAAGAUUUCCGUCCCUGAUGAGGAUCUUCAAGACCUUCAGCAACGUCUAGCACUUUCCAAAUUCGCAACUCAGUUGGAGUCCUCCGAGCAAGAUCCUUGGGAUUUUGGAACUCCAGUGAAAGAAGUGCGACGACUCAUACAGUAUUGGAAGAAUGGAUUUGACUGGCGGAAGGCGGAAGCCAAGUUGAAUGAGCUGCCCCAAUAUCAAACGCAGAUCGAAGUAGAUGGAUUUGGCAGUUUGGAUAUCCACUAUAUCCACCAAAUCAACGACAACACGAACGCGAUUCCACUACUGUUUAGUCAUGGAUGGCCAGGAUCGUUCAUUGAAGUCACCAAGCUGCUAUCGAUGCUGAAAGGCGGCGAUGACGGUCCUGCAUUCCACGUUGUGGCUCCGUCGCUGCCCAAUUUCGGUUUCUCUUCGGGCGUGACUCGUCGUGGAUUUAGCCUCGCACAGUAUGCCGAAGUCCUGCACAAGCUUAUGAUCAAACUCGGCUAUGAUCAGUAUGUGACUCAAGGCGGAGAUUGGGGGUUCUGGAUUACUAGAACUAUUGGUCUACUAUACCCUGAGCACUGCCAAGCUUCUCAUAUCAACAUGGCGCUGGCUCAGCCGCCUAAAUUCACCGAUAACCCAUGGGCAGCCCUGCAACACGCAUUGCUGCCGUACAAUGACCGGGAAAAAUCAGGCCUCGAGCGGAGUGAAUGGUUCAAACAAGAAGGGUUUGGUUACAACCAAAUCCAAAGCACUAAGCCGCAGACCAUUGGCGCAGCACUAGAAGAUAGCCCUGUUGCCUUGCUAGCCUGGAUUUACGAGAAGCUACACGAUUGGACAGACUCGUAUCCUUGGACCGACGACGAGAUAUUAACCUGGAUAUCUAUCUACUGGUUUUCUGCAGCCGGACCCGCGGCUAGUGUCCGCAUAUAUUAUGAAACCAUACAUGCCGGAAUGAUCAAGGGGAAGUCCUACAAAGAGUUGGUUGCGUACGUCCCGAGUGUGAAGCUGGCAAUUGCGCACCUCCCUCGUGAAAUUUCCAUCAUUCCUUGCUCUUGGGCUGCUGGCUUGGGUCCGGUUGUUCAACAGAAGGAGCAUGCCCAUGGAGGUCACUUUGCCGCUUGGGAGGUUCCUGAAAUUAUUGUCCAGGACUUGCAGGCCAUGUAUAGCAAGAAUGGUCCUUGCUACGGCGCUGUUUCAGGUAGAGAUGGAUACUAG